This is a messenger RNA of Sporothrix brasiliensis 5110, 2871 nucleotides long. RefSeq lists its product as uncharacterized. The transcript has a single exon. NCBI's taxonomy places the organism in Eukaryota, Fungi, Ascomycota, Sordariomycetes, Ophiostomatales, Ophiostomataceae. Bases 1 to 2871 code for a protein of 956 amino acids. Gene Ontology annotation, molecular function: ATP hydrolysis activity; ATP binding. The record is from RefSeq and is a predicted model, not a curated record.
AUGGAGUGCAACAGCGUCAUUGCCGAGUACGAGAAAAUUCUCGGAGGCCAGUUUCUACCCAAGGUGGACGGGCUCCAGGCCGCGUCUGGGAAGACUACGGCUGCUCCUGCUGGUGCCAAUGGCGCCGCCGGCCUUGCGUCUGUGCCGGAAGGCGCAUUACCAGCGCCGGGAAGCUCUGUGCUUGUCGUGGAUGACGCUGCAUCCGUACUCGGCGUGCCUCCUGGCAUUCCUGUGAUACAGACAGCGGCCGGUUCCAGUAGCACCAGUGCGAACGCCGGUGCCAACGUCGAUGCCACCGCCGGCGCAAACGCCGCAAGGGCCAGCCAAAAUAUCAACAGCAGCAGCAAAAACGGCAAGAAGAAAAAGGGCCAGAAGGGCAAAGGCGACGACUUCAUCCCUGACCUCAAAAAGGUUGUGCAGUUCAGCGACGGGGAGGGAAAGAAGCGCGUCAUCGGCCUCGAAACGUACAAGUUCAAGACGUACCGCUCGCGCUACACGCAGGUGCUCGCCGAAGCCGAGGAGAAGCCCUUCCGCGACUACGCCAUUCUUCUCAAGGCCGACGUCAACGACAACCCGCAAGGCGGUAUCAAGGCCGACUUUACGCUGGAGAUCCAGUCCGACGGCCUCAAAAACAUUUUCCGCACCAUUGCCCUGCGGUACCGCGAGCUGACGCUCGACACCGGUGACGAGCCGAUCGUCAUCGAGUACCCCUUCCGCUGCCUCUUUUUCUUGCGCACGCGCCUGCGCGAACUGCAGCAUGACCCGGCCACGGCCGCCUCGACUCGCCGCGAGCUGGCCAAUCUUGUCGACUUUAUCCAUGCACCCAUCGGCCAUGACAAGAUCAUCGAGACCUACAACAGUCUCGUGCCGCACGGCAAGAUCACCUUUCCCAUGGUGUGGACGCUGUUCCCGCCCUACGAGCCCGUGCUCGCCAUCCACCCGGGUCUCCCGCUCGACAAGAGCUCGUGCUUCUUGGUCGAGAGCGUCUCGUUCAGCCAGGAAAAGAACGAGCCGUGCUGGGAGAUCGAGGCAUUGUUCGGCUACCACGAUGGCACUCGCUUCUACCUCAAGAGCGAGACCAAGACCAUCCGCUGGUUCGACGGCGUCAAGGACAUCCACAACGACCACCACCUGAGCCUUCUGCCCCUCAGCCUCAUCGAGGAGAGCCGCCGCGCCGAGAUCCGCGAGGCCCUCAUCCGCCGUGGCAAGCUGUAUGUCGACUACUGCACACGCGACUUUAGCUUCAUGCACUACACGGGCUACGUCGAUCUGGUCAACCGCGACAGCGAGAAGCAGCUCAAGGCUCUGGGCGCCAAGAACAGCGUCUACGUCGACACGCGUGUCAUCAUCGACCGCACGGCCGAGAACAAAAUUAGCAACGCCGACGACGACAUUGGUCGCACCGUGUCGUCGUGCCUGACAGAACACUUCUCGACCACGUCCAAGCGCGAGAUCAGCCUGACGUCGAGCUCGAUGCCCGUCAUGGGCGUGCACCAGCGCCUCCGCGAUCUUGUGCAAUCCAACUUUGGGUCUGGAUCGGGUGCCGGUGACCACGACAAAGACGACGACAUUGGCGUGGGCGGCGCUGUUGAUAAGGAGGGUGACGGCGACGCGUGGAUGCUCGACCCCAAGACAUUUGCGCCGCAGGCCUUUGAGCUCACCGACGAGGACUACCUCAUCUGUCGACGCAACGUCGUCGCCUUCUUGCUCGACCAAAAGCUCUGGGUGUACUACUGCGUCAUCAGCAACCUGCGCGAGAUUGCAUGGAAGGCCGACCCCUUCAACUCGCUCCAGCUGUCGUCGGACAAGAAGCGGCUCGUGCACCGGCUGGUCAAGGGCUUUGACGGCGGCAGCAAGGCGGACAUGUACGACGAUCUCAUUGAGGGCAAGGGCAAGGGUCUGAUCUUCCUGCUGCACGGCGCACCCGGUCUGGGCAAGACACUGACGGCCGAGAGUGUCUCGGAGAGCACGCGGCGCCCACUGUACCACGUCAGCACGGGCGAGCUGAGCAUCGAAGUCAAGGACCUGGAGAAGCAGCUCAGCGAGAUCUUCCGCCUGGGCGCGCGCUGGAACGCCGUGGUGCUGCUCGACGAGGCCGACGUGCUCAUGAGCCAGCGCACCACGCAAGACCUGCGCCGCAAUGCCAUUGUGGCCGUCUUCUUGCGCAUGCUCGAGUACUACCGGGGCAUGCUGUUCCUGACCACGAACCGGCACGACGACUUUGACAAUGCGUUUUACAACCGCAUUCACGUGACGAUUGAGUACGGCGAGCUGACCAAAGAGUGGCGCGCCAACAUUUGGCGCGAGCAUGUGCAGAGAGCGUGCCGGCGGAACAAGGACCCGCUCAUGUGGUGCAGCGACGUCGAAGCCGAGGCGGACGCCGAUCGUGCGCGUCCGGCGCCAGACGCAACGUCAAAAGAAGCAACGUCAAAGGACGUGGACGGCGCCGACGGUCCGCCACUCGACCCCGUGUUGUUCAGCACCCUCGGCGAGGUCCACAGCAACGGUCGCGACAUCAAGAACUACGUCCGGACGUCUCUGGCCUUUGCCCACUCCGAAAACGAGGACCUGGGUCUUGAGCAGGUCCUGAUCGUGCUUGAGAACAACCUGCCGCGCAGUGUCGUGACGGCCCAUCGUGAUGUCCUGGACCGGCUGCACGUCCUGAGUGACCGGCAGGUGCGCCAGCGCGAAGCACGGCAGGCCAAGGUCAAGGCAGAAAAGGCGACAAGGAAGAAGGAAAAGAAGGAGAAGAAGUUGAAGGAGGCGGAAGAGGGAAAGAGAAGGGCAGACAAUGGAGAGGAUGUCCAAGAUGAAAACGCAGACGACGACAGUGAGGACUCGUCCGACGAAGAAGAAGGCAACUCAGAAUAG